UUUCCCUGUUGAAGAUGAAGUCUUUUUUGGCUUUAUUACUGGUUCUGCUGCUUUGUGAUGUGUGCAGGGCCCAAAGAUACAGCAGUAACAAUGAUUCUUCUGACGAGACGAGAGCAGAUUUGACUGAGACACAGAGGCCGAGCACUGGGGCAGGUGAAGAAGAUCUGGUGCUUCAGUCAGACAUCUGGGCUGAGCUGAGGGCUCUCAGAGACAUGGUGGUGGAGCAAAGUGUAGAGAUUAGGUACCUGAAAGACAGAGUAACAGCUUUGGAUAGCCUGGUGGAGGCCUUACAGAAAGAAAAUACAGCCAUGGAGGCCAGGAUGACUAUAGCUGAGAUCAUGGUUGAAGAACUUCAGAUUGAGAAUGAUGCUCAAGCUAGAGAGCUUGCAGCAGUUCAGUUGGAGCUCAGUGCUAUCCAGGAAACACUGAGAGUUGGUGAACUUCGUGUGGAGGAACUGGAGAAACAGCAGGAAGAACAAAAUGCAGCAGUGCAGGAACUUCAAACUAUUAAUAAUGUGAGGAAAGUGGCUUUUUCUGCCUCCCUCCUGGCAACUGGUGAAGGCAACACUGAAAGCGGCCCAGAUUAUACAACACUCAUCUUCAAAAAUGUCUUUACCAACAUUGGAAACCACUACAACCCAAACACAGGUUUCUUCACUGCACCAGUAAGAGGAGUCUAUUAUUUUAGAUUCACUGGACAUGCAGCAGUGUCUGAGAGCUAUAAAAUGAUGAGACUUGUCAAGAAUAAUGAGGCCAUAAUUUUUAGUGGGGAUGUUCCGCCAUCUUGGUCAGAUCCUGAGGACAAUGCAUCCAAUGGUGUAGUGUUGCAGUUAGAAGUGGGAGAUGUUGUUUCUCUACAGCAUUUUGGAAUGGUUUGGGAUGACCAGUACCACAGAACAAGCUUUAGUGGCUUUCUGCUCUUUCCUUUAUAAUUGCCAACAUAUGAGUUGGAUGCAGGACUAAAGUAAUAUCAUGUUUACAAAGGACUGUUUUUUAUUUCUGUGCACUGCAGAUUUAUGGAAACAAAUUCAACAAAAUAAAAGUGAUGCGUGAUU
Archocentrus centrarchus (flier cichlid) is the source of this 1055-nucleotide messenger RNA. RefSeq lists its product as uncharacterized. The transcript has 6 exons. The record is from RefSeq and is a predicted model, not a curated record. NCBI's taxonomy places the organism in Eukaryota, Metazoa, Chordata, Actinopteri, Cichliformes, Cichlidae. Bases 15 to 932 code for a protein of 305 amino acids. Gene Ontology annotation, molecular function: protein binding.